Molecule: messenger RNA, 321 nt
Organism: Schistosoma rodhaini
Lineage: Eukaryota; Metazoa; Platyhelminthes; Trematoda; Strigeidida; Schistosomatidae
Source: the annotation of a GenBank genome assembly
AUGGGAUCUCCAGCAGAUUUAAUCACAUACAGUCCCGCUGCUGCACAGCAUAACCUUGCUUUGAUUAACUACUGCCGCAUAUCUAUCGCGGCACUUUCUGGAUGUACAGCCGGGAUAUUAGGUUUGACAGGAAUCAUGGGAUUUAUGUUUUAUUUUCUGGCACAUGGUUUCCUAUCAUUGUUACUGCUACAAAAGGCAGGAAAAUUAUGGAACAAAUACUUUAUUCAGCGUUCGUGUUUAACGUAUGGAGGGGUUUUCGGAGAACUAACUACUUAUAUUUUAUUUUGGACUUUUAUCUAUGGCAUGGUUCAUGUAUAUUGA